ACAGCCACGAGAUCACGUAAAUGUACACACAUUAGUCGAUAUGGAAUGAUUUUCUAUGUGAUUACUUAAUUGAUACGAAACUAAAAGAUGUAUACAUAAUUCAAUAACCAUUAUUGAAGGGUUUUGUUUAAUUUUACGUAUUCGGUAAACUUAAUUAUUAUCAACGUGUGGAUUUCUAAAAAAAACAUAACUGCGUUGUUUUGCACCUACAUGUGCACGUGUUGUUCUAUUCACGAAAACGAAGUACACUGACGGGGGUAGCAGAUGUGCUUGUGUGGUAUCAGUGGAAUUAUCAUUAUGAAAGGCACACAAACAAUUCGAGAAUGUUUAUCACCACCAAAAUAAUCCAACACGGGGUGUGUCACUAAAAUAUGAAGUGUGUUUAAUUACAUCCAGAUGAAGCCAGAUACGCCGCCAUUUUAGAUAUAUGGCAUGUACUCGUGUCACUUACUAUGGAUGACGUAAUAUUAAUCACAAUUUCAAAAUAAUUAUAAUAUUGUAUCUAUAUUGAACCUACAUGAUCAAUUCCAUUGGAAUCGAUCCUGUGAAUUGUGUUUGAACUAUGAAAAUAAAUAAUUAAUACCAGAAAACGACCUAUUUGUGUGGAAUACAUUGUUGAACAUGUGGAUUUGUUCACGGUUUAUUUGUGGAAUACGGCGAUGGCAAUUGGGAUCAAAGAUGGCAUUUUAUCAUAUAGGAUUUGUCUUGGAAUGGUGAUAUUGUAGUGAAUACAACUGGAAUACAGAUAUUCGAAUAUCGUUUAUUAUCAAUGUAUUUAAACCGUCACUGGAUUCGAUGUGAACAAUUUGUAUGGAAUUAACAUUUGUUCAUACAUUACUUGUGAAAAUGCUUGUUAUUCAUGCUUUAAGAUUCUGUGAUAGAUAAAGUGAGCUUUAAUUGAGUUUCAAUACUAUUGGAUUAUUGUUAAAAGAAACCGGAAGCACAACCAUGUUUAAACCAGGAGAAAUAGCUACAACAAAAAGCAAACAUCGACGAAUGCUCGUUCGACACAAUGAGCAGCCGACAGAUGGUACCAUGCCUCCAAGAUCUACCCGCGAUAAAAGAACAGCAUCUAGAUUUAAUCUAGGAGAUAAAUCCGCGAAAUCUCUGACGACAUUAGAAGAAGACUUUAUAUACGCAGCUGAGUUUGGUGAUAUUCCAACGGUCCAGAGAAUUCUUGAGGACAAUCCUAGUUUUAAUGUCGACUUCAGUGAUAUUUUAGGACGAACCCCGCUCAGACUAGCAGUUGGUAAUGAACAUUUAGAGGUUUGUGAAUUACUUCUGGACAGGUGUAAUAUUUCCAGUAUCCACGAGGCUCUGUUACAGGCUAUAAGUGCAGGUCAUGAACAGAUCGCAGAGACAAUCCUUAAACACCAUAAAUACCGAGAAAUCAAAAAGGAGAAUAAGAGAUUCGGUGAAACGGACUACUUUUAUAACACAAAUAGCGAGGACUCGCCAUUUUCUUCGGAUAUAACUCCAUUAAUUUUAGCGGCAGAGAGAAAUCAGUUUGAAAUUGUCCAGUUAUUGUUAUUGAGAGGUGAAACCAUUCCCAAGCCUCAUCAUUAUUAUUGUCACUGUCAAGAAUGUUCUAAUAAGCUUGAAUUCGACCAACUUCGUUUGGCGAAGACGAGACUCAAUGCCUAUAAAGGUUUGGCUAGUGGUGCUUAUAUUUCUCUGUCCAGUAAGGAUCCCAUUUUGACGGCAUUUGAAUUGGCCAGGGAAUUACGGAGAGUAGCGGUUGUAGAAAAAUAUUAUAAGAAUGAGUAUUUAGAGUUAGCGGCUCAGUUAAGUGAAUAUGUAGUGAAAUUAUUAGACAAGGUCAGAGGUCAUGAAGAACUGGAACUCAUUCUCAAUAAAACAGGAACGGAUAGUGAAGCUGAAACAUACGAAUCAUUGUCCAGAUUAAACCAAGCUAUAAAAUACAAUGAAAAGAAGUUUGUAGCCCACCCGAGCUGUCAACAGAGAUUAGUCAGUAUCUGGUAUGGUGAUUUAAGGGCUCUUGAAAGAUCCAACUGGUUUUUCCGUUCAGUAAUUGUUUUUUUAAUAACGAUGUUUUACCCUGUUAUGGCUAUUGUGUACUGGGUUGUACCCACAACACAGGCCGGUAAAUUCCUCAGGUAUCCGUGUGUAAAAUUUAUUGGACAAACCAUGUCCUUUGUUACAUUUCUUGUGAUGAUAUUUAUUUCCACGGCGACAGAACGACCUUCAACACAUAAAGUUUUGUCAGCUUUUGCACCUGUGCAUAGACAUUAUUCGGUGUGGCGUAAUUCAACAUCUGGAACUUGGCCGGAAGACUUUGUUUUGCGGACAUUUGAACCAGAAAUAAUUCAUUUGUUGAUGUCUGUUUGGAUAAUGGGUAUGUUAUGGCAAGAAGUGAAGCAGUUAUAUAGCAGUGGAUUGUUUAAUUAUUUUGAUUCUCUGUAUAAUUAUUUAGAUACGGCUGUAUUAACGGUUUAUAUCAUGUCGUUUUCAUUAAGAUACGUCAGCAUAAUGAAGGUCAAAGCAUCCCUAUCUUAUUUUAAAUCGGAGAGUUCGUGGCAUGCAUUGGGUAAUGGUUCUUUAGAAGCAAAAUUACAACUUUACUGGCUAGUAGCAGAUCGAUUUUAUUGGGAUAGUUGGGACCCGUAUAAUGUAGCCGAGGCAGCGUUUGCUGUAGCCAAUGUGAUAAGUUUUACACGUGUGUCCUAUCUAUUACCAGCCAAUGAACUGUUUGGACCUAUGCAGAUUUCUUUAGCUAGAAUGAUCACUGAUAUUAUGAAGUUUUUCGUGGUAUUUUUGGUUUUAUUUAUCGCCUUUAUGGUGGGUUUACACAAUCUCUAUUGGUACUACCCUAAAAACGUCCGAAAAGAAGUUGAGUUGAUACCCAAUAAUAUCACUACAGUAGCAGAAGAAAAUUUUGGCAUACCAGAUAUAACAUUCCGAACGGUGUUCUGGUCAAUGUUGGGUCGAGGGGAGCCAACUGCUGUAGAACUUGGUGAAUUUAAUAAUCAUUUUACUCAGAAUGUCGGCUAUUGGUUAUAUGGAGCUUAUAAUGUGGCCAUUGUUAUCGUUUUACUGAAUAUGUUGAUUGCUAUGAUGACUAGAUCAUUUGAAAUUAUACAGGAAAUGGCUGACACAGAAUGGAAAUUUGCAAGAAGUAAAAUGUAUAUGGAAUAUAUUAAAGGCGAAUGUACUCUACCUGUACCUUUCAAUAUAUUUCCUACACCUAAAUCCAUAUACUAUCUUUUCCGUUUCUUUUUUAAUAUGUGUUGGAAACAUGAUGAUCCUCCAAUUGCCAGUCAUCCAGGUAGAAUAAAAGAUAUAGAAAUGUUUCCUGCUGGAAAUUCAGUGGAUCCUGCACCAUCUGCUGGUUGGGAUGAUGGCGUCAGUUCCCAUAAUCCAGGUAUCCGGCACUUCCGGGAUCGAAUGACAAAUACAAAUGGGUUUGUUAGAAAUGAUUCGGAUCCUAAUAUAUUCUGUGAAAAAUUAACAUAUAAGAGGGUAAUGAAGCGGAUAGUUAAGAGAUAUAUAUUUGAUAUGCAAAGGGAGGCAGAAGGGCCGGAAGGUGAUUUUGAUGAAAUUAAGCAAGAUAUCUCAAGUUUCCGGUACGAGAUGUUGAAUCAUAUUUCUGUCCGACAAGCCGAGGAGAAAAGACAAUCGGAUAGAUUAGAGAAAUUAAGUGAUCGGCUCGAAAUAAUGGCCCAACAACAAGACUUAAUAUUAAGGCGCUUAUUGAAAACCGUGGGUAAAUUGGAAGACAAUAAAGUGAUAGAAAAUCCAUCAGACUCCAAAAAUGUGUUUUCAGACCCCAUUGUAAAUACAGAAGACAUUUUGGCUAGAUCUUUAGUCCGUAAACGAUCAAGUAAUGGCCGAUUGCAUACUGUUCCUGAAGAAUCAAAACUCCAGGGUCAAACAACCAAAGAAAAUACAACCCCGGGUUGUCCGAUUGCGGAACCCGAGGUUUCAGAAAUCAUCGACACUGGAAGCAUUGAUAUUAAUUUAUAGCUACAAUAAACGUUACCAUAACAACCAUUGAUGAGAUACACAGGAAGUGCCUACAAUAUUUUUUGUUUCGCCAUUGUUAGUAUGCAAGUUAUGUUUUUAUUGUUUAUAAUAAAAGACUGGAUUGUUGUAAAUGAUGCCCGAUGUGAUAGUUAAAAUAUUUUUAAAUAAUGUUACCGAUAACUAUUAACAGAAAUAUUGCGCAGUUUUUACAACCUUAAUUAAAAGCAGCUAGGAUACUACCACCGUUUGUUUUAACAGAGCCCUAAAUAGUUUCAGCCAUGUUAUUAUGUUGGUAGUUAUAGAGCCUCUAAGAGAUCAAAUAGUGCUGAGUCUUAAAAAGAACAAAUGAUCCAAAUGUCACCAAAGGAAACGGGAAUCAAUAAGGAGUUGUGUAGGGUGUAAUUAUUAAUGGUGAUUUGAUUCUGGGGUUUAACAGGAGUCAAAUGACAUGUUUUGAAAUACGGAUAUUAAUCUGAACGAAUCGUUGUUUAUUAAUCUUCAUGAAUACAAGCCUGGUUUCAAAGCAUAUAGUUUUAUCAGUUUACCUUUAAAAAGUAUGAUUAUUAUAGUAUCAUAUGUUUUCAUGAUUGGAUAUAAUGUGGAAAUAUUCAAUGUAUUUCGCUUAUAUACCAAAAUUAUUCUUAAGUAUUUUAAUUUCGAUUAUUUUUAUUAUUAAGUUUAUUCAUUAAUCUUUGUUUUGAUUUCUCUAUUUCUUUAAUUCAUUGUUAUUAUGUGAAUGCAUUCUUGAUUACAAUGUCCGACAAUUUAUUCAUUAUCAAUUGGCUUUUAUAAUCAAAUGAUGUUUACACUAUUGUUCUCUGGCCUAUAUUCACCCAUGGUGAACAACUGAAUCUCAUCUUUUACAUUAUUAUCAGAUAUCACUGUCAAAUAAUAUGUUUGUUAUUGGUAAUAUCAGAUAUUAUAUUUCCUAGUCAUAUCAGAUAAUAUCACCCUUCCCAGUAUUAUCAGAUAUUAAUGUCAAAUAAUACAAUUUGUUUUGGUAAUAUCAGAUAUUAUCUUUCCAAGUAAUAUCAGAUAAUAUCAUCUAUCCCAGUAAUACCAGGUAAUAUAAUAUUUCCUAGUAAUACCAAACGACAUCAUCUUUCCUAGCAAUAUCAGAUAAUGUAAUCUUUCCUAUAGUAAUACCACAUAAUAUAAUAAUAAUUAUAGUAAUAUCAAAUAGCAUAGUUAUUACCAGUAAUACCAAUUCGAGUUGAUUUCGGGUCAUGCUUUCUCGUAGACUACAUGUAUACAGUCGUGGAUGAUCAAAUCAUGCCAAAUUACGUAUAGCUUACAAGGCAAGUAAAAGUACCAAAAUGUUCAAAGAUUACUAUAAGCUAUAUGUAAUACAAAUCAUGUACAUUUUUACCAUGGAAGUCAAACUACAAUUUUUCUUACCAUUCUAGUCAAAUUACUUAUAAGCAAGCUAUUCUAGUCAAAUCAAAAUCGACCCAGUAUCAGGCCCUUAGCUAGUUGGGAUGGGGGAGGAAGAGGGGCACGUUGGUCGUUGGCUUCAUAUUGCGUCCAAUGGAAAUGGCAGUAAAGGCGCCAAUUGGGGGGAACCUCCCCAAUGGGCAAAGGCACUGUCAGGUGCGCCGAUUUUGCCCCCCCCCCUCCCCGCUAGCUACUGACCUGAGUAUUAUAUUGUCUGAUCUAAUUCUUUAUAUAUUCUAAUUCUUAAAAUACUGACCAAAACGUACAAAAGAAUCAAAUGAUGUAGAAUCAACAAGAAUCAAAUGAUGUAGAAUCAACAAUGUAGAAUCUUGUCGCUCUAGUCAAAUGCUGAACAAUAUUACACAUCUUACUAUUUUAUCUAUAUCAUGUAAUUUUAGGCAAAGCAUGUACUUCUAGGUUAAUAAUGAUGUAAUUCGGGGCAAAUCAUGAUGUCAUUCGAGGCAAAUCAUGAUGUAAUUCGAGGUAAAUCGUGAUAAAUUCGAGGCAAAUCAUGUAAUUCGAGGGAAGUAGAUGAAAUGUAAGCUUAUCGAAUCGGAUUGGCCGUUGAAUUAUAUCAUCUUUUAAAAAAUAGAUUUGGGAUCUUUCAUUGUUUAAAUUAUCCUUUAAUGUAAACACAUAUUGAUUUGUGAUUGCUUUAAAGACAAUUUCUCUCCAAUAUAUUUUAGAAUAUUUUCGGUUAAUAUUUAGAGAUUGUAAGUUCCUUAUAGUUGAUCUAUUUGAUACUAACUUAUAAGAAUGUUAUGUUCAUGUCCAUGCUAAUAUCUUAACAUAGGUUAACAUAACAUAUUUUGCAUAGGUUUUUAAAAAGACUUUCUCUUGUUAUGUAUCUCAUAUAAUUUAUAUUUGUUUUAUUUUCAAUUUUUUUAUUUGCUUUCGAUUCAUUUGAAUUACAGACAAUUACGUCGAUUGUUAAAUAAAUUUAUAUCAUAAUGUG
This is a messenger RNA of Patella vulgata (common limpet), 6373 nucleotides long. Its product is annotated as short transient receptor potential channel 7. Gene Ontology annotation, molecular function: protein binding; inositol 1,4,5 trisphosphate binding; store-operated calcium channel activity. Gene Ontology annotation, biological process: regulation of cytosolic calcium ion concentration; manganese ion transport; calcium ion transmembrane transport. Bases 949 to 3984 code for a protein of 1011 amino acids. Gene Ontology annotation, cellular component: cation channel complex; membrane. The transcript is spliced from 17 exons. The record is from RefSeq and is a predicted model, not a curated record. Lineage: Eukaryota; Metazoa; Mollusca; Gastropoda; Patellidae.